Opisthorchis viverrini is the source of this 802-nucleotide messenger RNA. RefSeq lists its product as hypothetical. The record is from RefSeq and is a predicted model, not a curated record. Bases 5 to 637 code for a protein of 210 amino acids. The transcript has 6 exons. Lineage: Eukaryota; Metazoa; Platyhelminthes; Trematoda; Opisthorchiida; Opisthorchiidae.
CUUGAUGCAAGAAGCAAAUGUCUCCAAUGCAUAUAGGCAGCAAAUCAAUUCACAAGUGAAAAAAGGAGAACCUCUGGAUCAAAGUCUGAAAAACAGACCGGUUCGGAACAAAAGAAGUACCACAAAAUCAAACAACGCCCGGAAAAUGGGACGAAGUUUCAAACCGGGUAUCCGUCCAAGGCACGCAAUUGAAGAAUCGAUGAAGGACGACACACCCUAUCGACCCAAACCAGCGACCUCUGGACCAGCAGAGAAAACGCGGCUCGCAUACCUGAUGGCCUACGGUCAGGAACCAAGGGCUAAACAUUUGGAUUCGAGAAAAAACGAGAACGGUCGGUUUGCGUAUCUUAAAAGACGUGUACAAGGCGUCAGAAAGUUUGGAAAAAACUACGAUGACAAUGGAGAUCCACUGCCGGAUGAUGAUGACAGAUUCCUCGAACUUAUCCGAGAAGUCAAAGAAAGACGGCAAUUUCUCGAUCAGAUGAGGGUCAUGGGUAAAGAACACAUUUACAAGAAUGAAGUGGAAACAGAAAUUUCACAGCUUGUGCGAGAAAUGGAGCAGAUCGACAUGAAACGUUCGGCCGAACUGGAAAGAGCUAUUGAACUGCAUGAAACUCGUGGACAGCGGCUCCACUGAGCUAUCGUCGCCACACCACGACCGAAAUCAAUUUGUUCGAUUUUUUCUUUGAUAAACCGCGCGUUUUUGAUUUCUUCGUCCAUAUUCUAUCCGACGCCUAGACACACUUCCAACUUAGAACAUUCUGCAAACAUAUACUGCAAUGUCAGUCGAACUGUGAUACAU